Colletotrichum abscissum is the source of this 453-nucleotide messenger RNA. RefSeq lists its product as uncharacterized. Lineage: Eukaryota; Fungi; Ascomycota; Sordariomycetes; Glomerellales; Glomerellaceae. The record is from RefSeq and is a predicted model, not a curated record. The transcript has a single exon. Bases 1 to 453 code for a protein of 150 amino acids.
AUGGGUUCUAUGAGUCCCCGCCACAUCUUCCCCCUAUUUGUCGCAACGACCACCACUUUUGGCGGACUACUCGCGCUCUUCAACCCCGCUGGUUCAAUUAGAGCUUUCGGCCUUCCGGAUAGCAUCGCCUCGUCCCCGACCGCUCAUGCUACCUUCAGCCUUUCUUCCGCGCGCACAUCAGUCAUUGGACUGCUGAUUUACACAUUUUAUGCCAGAGGCGACUUCGGGGCUAUCGACACCGUUCUUUUGACUUCAGGUCUUUACUGUGGUAUUGUCGAUGGAUAUGUUUGCUAUAAGGAAGGUGAACCGGGAAAGGCGCUGCUCCGAAUAUUGAGCUCAUGGGCGGUUGGGCUGUAUGGUGGGCUGGGGAUUACUUCUGUAAGCCAUGUUACACAUAUUAAUUCUAUGUUUGAGGCAGCUGUUGACUAUGGUAUUUUGCAUCCACAGGGAUGA